This is a messenger RNA of Hydra vulgaris (swiftwater hydra), 1932 nucleotides long. Its product is annotated as NACHT, LRR and PYD domains-containing protein 12-like. Lineage: Eukaryota; Metazoa; Cnidaria; Hydrozoa; Anthoathecata; Hydridae. The record is from RefSeq and is a predicted model, not a curated record. Gene Ontology annotation, cellular component: cytoplasm.
UUAGAGAUUUCAAGUUCACCAAACAAAGAUACCAAUAUUUCUUUCAAAAAAGAUUUGUUGAGGAUGUCGGCUGAACUGAAAAAAUUUUAUCUUAAUUAUUAUGGGAAAAUUGGUGAACUUCAACCACUAUUAAAAGCAUCUGCAAAUGUUGAUCUCAUACACAAAUUUAUUGAUCUAUGUAUUGUUGAUGCAGUGAAUGCUCAAAUAGACGCUUAUUUCAGUGUUGAACGAGAGGAAUUUCUUGAAAAGCAAAUUUGUUAUACACCAAUUUCAUACAGUGAUAUAUUUAUGAAAGAAAAACCAGUAAUAUUAAUAUCUGGAAUAGCUGGUAUUGGGAAAACAUGGUUGCUUAGAAAAUGUUUGCUUGAUUGGUCAAAUGAUUUAAUUUGGAAAAAUGUUGAACUUGUUUUCUAUUUGGAAUGCAGGAGAAUUAAUCAAUAUCCAUAUAUUUCUAAUAUCAAUGAUUUACUAAAUGUGUUCUACAAAGAUAUUGUAAACAACUUUAAUAUUAGUAAUCAUACUGCACUGUUUUUAAUUGAUGGAUUAGAUGAGUUUAAGUAUUUCAAUGAAUUGUUAAACCCAAGUUUGACUUGUAACUAUCCGAUUGUUAAUGCUUUAGCAGAAAUUCAAAAAUACAAAUACAUAAUUGCUGGUAGAGUUUAUGCGAUAGAUCAAUACCAAAGUAUAUCUACAGAACAUAGUGAUAAGUUAACCAUUCAAGUAAUGGGGUUUAAUGAAAAUGGAAUAAAUAAUUAUGUAGAAAAUCAUGUUGUAGAAGAAAAAAAAGAAUUUGUAAAAACAACUUUAAAGGAGUCUUCAAUUGCAAAAGCCAUGGCAUCUGUUCCGUUUUAUUUAUCUUCAAUGUGUAAAAUUAUAAGUGAUUCAAAAAAAAUAGAAACAAAUUCUUUCUUAACAAUGACAGAUUUGUAUACAAAUAUUUUUUUAUACUUUUUGCGAAAACAUAUCAUAAAAAACAAUAAACUGAUAUAUGAGAUAAUGGAAGACAGUUCCAAUAAAAAGUAUAUUUUAAAUAUUUAUAAAAUUGCAUAUAAAAUGUUUGUUAACAAUAAAAUAAUUUUUUCCAAAGAUGAAAUUCAAGCUUUUAUUAAUGACUUUGAUAAAAAUGAAGGUAAUUUCUUUGGAUUUAUAGAAAGGAUUGAAACAGAUCUUGGUUGUUAUUAUCAAUUUGCACAUUUGACAAUAAUGGAGUUUUGUGCAUCUGUAUAUGCAUAUAAUUGUUUAAGUAGUGAUGAGAUUAUGGCCAAUGAGAGGCUGAUUAGUUGUUUAUCAAUGAUCUGUGGAUUAGCCAAUAAAAACCCAAAUAGUUUAUUAAAGUUUCUUGUUAACCUGGAUUCUUCAAAAAAAUCCUAUAAAGAAUCUUCACUUUUGUUUUCUAUUUUGGAUCGUCUACGUAAAAGUGAUAAUAGAGAAGACCGUGAUUUAUUCAUUGAAUGUUUUUAUGAAAGUCAAUCAUCAUUUAAUGAUGAAAUUAAAUCAAUUGUUGAUGAACAAGGAGAGUGGUGGAUUAUUUCGAUUUACAAUGGAAAAACUUCUUACUUAACUUCUUGCGAAAAUUAUUUCAUAAAUCAUUACGUAAAAUCUGGAAGAAAGUUAUCGAGCUUAUAUGUUGAUAAUGUUUAUAAAAUUAUUUUAAGUGAUGAAGAAAAAAAACUUUUAAUACAAUGUUCAACUAAUGUUCGCGAUGUCAGAUUUUAUCGUCCAAUUAAUUUCGAAGGAUGGAAACCGAAAGAUAAGAUUGAAGAGUUGAGGAUAUGGAUCUCAUAUUAUUUAACAAAAAAAGAUUUUGAAGAAAAUUUUCUUCCGUGGAUUAAUCUUUGUGAAGAAUUAGAUCUUUAUCUUCACGACGACAUUGAUUUUAUUAAAGAAUUAUAUGAAUGGAUUCGUUGUUCGAAAAAAUAUUUAAUACCUUAA